GUUUUCCAGCAGGGGGACCGCUAUUUUUGCCAGAUCAAAAAGGGGCUAAAUUCAAAAAAAUACAUAACCGAUGCGAAUAAAACACAGCGGCUCCGGGCUAACAACCACCACCUGCGGCGGCGAGCGCCGGCGAAUUCAGUAACUGAAGGCUGUGCGGCGCCGUUUAAUCCUCCUCUUAUCCGUUGACAGCUGCUACUCCGAGAAUCUGGAGAGGUGGAGAGGUAUCGGUGAAAACCCAUUCUUGAGAUGAAUUUUAUCAAACAGCUGGUGCACAUCAAGCAUGGGAUAAGAGCUGCAAAGAAUUCAUCAUGUAAAGCAGCGAGCUUGUGCCUUUUCCGUUCACUUUACCAUAGUUCAGUGGAAGUUAAUUCCGAAGAGCAGGAAGUUGUAAUUGCUUUGGGAAGUAAUGUGGGCGACAGGCUUAAUAAUUUCGAAGACGCCUUAAACCGUAUGAAGAAAGCAGGUAUAUUAAUCUCAAGGCAUGGCUGCCUAUACGAAACCGAACCUGCUUACGUAACAGACCAGCCCCACUUCCUCAAUUCCGCUGUAAGAGCAACAACAAAACUCGAACCACACAAACUGUUGGAAACUCUGAAGGAAAUCGAGAGGGACUUGGGGCGUACAGCUGGCAUAAGGUACGGUCCCAGACCAAUCGACCUAGACAUUCUGUUCUACGGGAGUCAAACGGUCAACACCGACACCCUCGUUAUUCCACACGAGAGAAUCUGGGAGAGGCCUUUUGUGAUGGGCCCGUUAAUCGAUCUGUUGGGAACCGACCCAGAUAAUGACACGACUAAAUCUUGGCAUCUGCUUUCGAGAAAUUCAGGUGGGAUUUUCGAGGCGUGGCAGAAAUUGGGCGGCGAAUCACUCAUCGGAAAAGAUGGGAUGAAAAGAGUAUUGCCUGUUGGAAAUCGGCUGUGGAAUUGGUCCACUAGAGCCUCUGUAAUGGGUAUUUUGAACGUGACCCCCGAUAGUUUUAGUGACGGGGGUGAAUUUAUAUCCGUUGGAUCGGCUGUUUCGAGGGUUCGAUCUAUGGUUACAGAAGGUGCUGAUAUAAUCGAUUUAGGUGCACAGUCGACUAGACCAAUGGCAGCGAAGCUAUCCCCCGAGCAAGAAUUGGACAGGCUAAUACCUGUCUUGGAGGCUGUAAUAAACAUGCCUGAAAUGGAGGGAAAGCUAAUAUCGGUCGACACUUUUUACUCGCAAGUUGCUUUAGAAGCAAUCAAGAAAGGUGCCCAUCUUAUCAACGAUGUGUCUGCUGGACAAUUGGACUCGAAUAUGCACAACGUAAUUGCGGGUUUAAAAAUUCCAUAUAUUGCUAUGCAUAUGAGGGGCGAUCCAUCCACAAUGCAGAAUGACGAGAACCUAGUGUACGAUGAUGUUUGUAAGGAUGUCGGGUCUGAGCUGUACACGCGCGUUAGAGAUGCUGAGCUGGCGGGUGUUCCUGCAUGGAGGAUGAUUUUGGAUCCUGGGAUUGGGUUCUCGAAGAGUACGAAGCAUAAUUUGGACAUUCUUGCGGGAUUGCCAGGUGUACGGUCGGAGAUUGGUCGGAAGAGCUUGGCAUUGUCUCGUGCGCCUUUACUGAUAGGGCCUUCGAGGAAGAGAUUCUUGGGCGAGAUUUGUGGGCAGACGGAUGCAGCUCGAAGAGAUGCGGCGACUGUGGCUUGUGUGACAGCUGGCGUUUUGGGGGGCGCGGAUAUUGUGAGGGUGCACAAUGUGGGAGUUAAUCGAGAUGCUUUGAGAAUCUGUGACGCAAUGCUGCAAAGGAGACGGAAAUUUUAGGUGAUGAAUAUUUUUUUGAAUUUUGUUGUUUUGUUUUGUCUUUGUGUCUUUGUAAUUUUGUUUGUUACGACUAGGAGUGGAAAUUGGAACGGGAUUUCCAAAUAUUUCCAAUUUUGGAACAAUAUAUAUUUUAUUCCGACUUUUCCGAUUUCUUUGAAAUGGAAUUGCAAUACAUAUUAGAUUCUGAUUUCCGAUCCAAUUUAUUAUCGAAAAUUACAAAUGUAAUAUUAAAUUUUGAACCGGAUUUGUUUUGGAAAUUUCAAACUACGCCGAAUGGUAACCGGAUUUUUAUUUUAUUUUGGAA
This is a messenger RNA of Erythranthe guttata (spotted monkey flower), 2086 nucleotides long. Its product is annotated as Dihydropterin pyrophosphokinase / Dihydropteroate synthase. The record is from RefSeq and is a predicted model, not a curated record. Gene Ontology annotation, molecular function: 2-amino-4-hydroxy-6-hydroxymethyldihydropteridine diphosphokinase activity; dihydropteroate synthase activity. Gene Ontology annotation, biological process: tetrahydrofolate biosynthetic process. NCBI's taxonomy places the organism in Eukaryota, Viridiplantae, Streptophyta, Magnoliopsida, Lamiales, Phrymaceae.